Molecule: messenger RNA, 3246 nt
Organism: Ceutorhynchus assimilis (cabbage seed weevil)
Lineage: Eukaryota; Metazoa; Arthropoda; Insecta; Coleoptera; Curculionidae
Source: the annotation of a GenBank genome assembly
CGCGAAAUUGCCAAGCAACAAACUUUCAUACCAGUCGAAAAUUUUGCCAACAAAUUUUUUCCUCUUGUGGUAUUAUGAUAAGAUAAUCACAGAACAACUGAAAAACAUUUUACAAUUCAAAUACCAUCAUUUAUCCUAACAUACUUCAAAUUUGAAUUGAAUUGCAUAGAAAUUAUAGAAUCUUCAUUCUUUUUCAGGAUUUGGCAAAUUCCAUUUUUCUCUCCUGGCAGUAUGCGGUCUUAUAUAUUCGAACACAGCCGUAGGAAUAACGAUAAUUUCUUUCGUUCUACCCUCGGCCACGUGCGACUUUCGAAUGUCUUCGUCGGACAAGGGAUGGUUAACAGCAGCUCCUAUGCUUGGGAUGGUAAUUGGCUCGUAUUUCUGGGGAUGCCUGGCUGAUACAAAGGGCAGAAAAACUGUACUCAUUGCUGCCCUAAUUAUGGAUGGUAUCUGCGGUCUACUUUCUAGUAUAUCGCAAGUUUACUGGCUUUUUAUGUUUCUACGAUUUCUUAAUGGCUUUGCUAUAACUGGGGCUAUGGGAAUUUGCUUUCCAUACCUAGGCGAAUUCCAACCAGGCAAAUACCGUGAAACUAUUUUGUGUUGGAUGGAACUUUUUUGGACUUUGGGCGUUAUUGUGCUGCCGGGUAUCGCCUGGAUAAUUAUUCCCAUGGAAUUUGAAUACGUCUACGAAGACUUCAAAUUUGCCAGCUGGAAUCUAUUCGUAGCCGCAUGCUCUGUACCUAGUAUUUUCAUAGGAUUAUGGUUAAUAUUUUUCCCAGAAAGUCCGAAAUUUCUUUUGGAAUGUGGGGAAGCCGAUGCCGCUCUCGACGUUUUAAGAGACAUGUAUUCUAGUAAUUACAAUGACGAUGGAGCUAAUUUUCCUGUCAGAAGCCUAAGAGAAAAAGUACGUACUAUGAGCGUAAUUUCUCAGCAAUCCACCAGAAGCAUCAGAAGUUUACGAAUCAGAAAGCCGAAAGAAUUGAAAUUAUUGCUCCAAGAAAUUUGGGAACAAACCAAAGCACUUUGUAAGCCACCGCAUUUGAGGUAUACUGUGAUUACUUGUGCAAUUCAAUUUGGAUUAACUACAAGUUAUUAUACUCUUAUGAUCUGGUUCCCUGAACUGUUCUACCGUUUUGAAGAAUUCGAAAGUGUCCAUCCUAACGAAAAAGCCACAGUCUGCGAAGUAUCCUCCGUUGUGCUACCUACCAACUAUACAGGAGGCAGCAGCGAGUUUUGCGGCGAACCAAUAGCAGAUUCAGUAUUUUUACACACGCUUAUUAUCGGAUUAGCCUGUAUUCCCACAAGUUUUUGGUUGCCAUUGUGUGUCCAUAGGCUUGGAGCUAAGUUUUUCUUGGUUUUCAGUUUACUGGUAGCCGGUUCAGUUACCAUAGGCCUAUACUUUGUCAAUUCUACAAAUUCGAAUUUGGCGCUUUCCUGUAUCUUUGAAGCUUUGACCAGUUUGGGUAUUAGUACUGUGUACUGUGUAAUGGUCGAUUUAUUUCCAACCAAUCUCAGAGUUAUGGCUGCUGCUCUAUCUCUCACUUUUGGAAGAGGCGGAGCUCUAAUUGGAAAUCUCCUAUUUGGUUUGCUCAUUGAUUUAAAUUGUGUUAUACCCAUAGUACUUUUUGCAGCAAUGCUUUUUGGAAGUGGACUUCUUUGUUUAUUACUACCGAAUACAGGAGGAGGGGCUCUAGACUAAAUCAUUCACUCUCCCACUGUGCUUGUUAAUUAAAUGGUUCGUACAAUUUUCAAACAAGAAAACGCAAAGUUUAAAUGUGCCAAAAAGUUGCAUGAAGGCCUUAAUAAUGACCAAUUUUGCCGAUUAAAGAUUUUCCGUAGCUCAAUAAGCUGUAAUGACAGAUAUUUCAAUUCUUGAUUAUUUAAAUUAGAGAGUUCCUAUACUUGCUUUGCAUUUCUGUAUCUACUUAGCAGCAGCAGCUUGUGUAAAUGUAUCAAACAUAAUUAAGCACAAACGAUAUAUUUUUGUAAAAUUUUCUUUAGGGAUAACUUUCAGCUGUAUUAUACUUAUUUUGCAACUCACGGUAUUUUUAUGUGAUAUUAAAUAAUUAUUGUAAAUUUUGUAAAAAUAUGCAAUAACUAAGGCUAGGUGGGUUACUUUUAAUAUCACUGGGUUUCAACAAAGCAAUUGCUGACUACUUAAAUUAUUAGCCCACCUGAUAAAAAUUUGAUUUUUAGAGCUAAUAGAUUAUAGAAAUUAGAUUACAAAUAUUGUACAAAACUUAUUUCAUUUAUAUAAUUCAUGUUUUUAUCCCAUUUUGACGUUUAAAAAUGAAAUAUUUCUGACUGUCGGUAUUUAACAUCACUCUGCCAAUAUAAAAAUCUUCUACAAUAUACUUUAUGACCUGAUUCCUUUUUUAAAUUUCCAUCAAAACGGGAUAAAAUUUUGUAUACAUCGUAUGAUUUAAAAAGUGUUUAUUUAUUCGCAGAAAUGUGCCCACUCUUUCCCCAACUUUUUGCUCAUGAAUAAACAUUCAUUUAACUCACUUGGUGUAUAAAUACCUAUGAUUAUUUUUAAGUUUUUUUCUAUAUUACAUAUUUUAAUUUUAUCUUAUAAAUAAUUAUUGACACACAUUGUGUAUUAUCUUAUUUGUUAAUAAAACAUAUUAUAUUUACGAUGAAUUUUAUUCAAGACAAUCAGGCAAAUUCAACAAAAUAAUUUUAUUACAAAGAAAAUAAUAAAAAUAUAUAACCAAUCAGUAAAAAAAAAUGAAUUAAAUCCUCAAAGAAUAAUAAUUUAAUACCUACUUGUAAGCUUAAAAAUUACAAUUCCACCUUUUCAACAGUUCCCAAUUUUGGAUGAUGCUUUCCCUGAUAAACUUUAGAUUCAAUUGUAACACUUUCACAUUCCUGUUGUUCUACAAGAUAGUCUUUAGCUGUCCACGCUUGUGAGCCAUCUUUGAAUAAAAAUAUAGCCCUGUUAUCAUCAACUAAAUAUCUAUAAAGGCAGAUUUAAUUGUAAAUAACGCUUUGAAAAAAUUAAUACCUACCUCUCCGCUUGUAUAUGAUUAUUCCACAAACUAGUUUGCCAUAAUUUUGUUAACUCUUCAGUUACAUCUCUGCCAGGACUAUUUGCUACUUGUACGAAAGUCAUUAGGGUUCUUCCUUUUUUAGUCAUUUGUAGCAGAUCUUCAGGAUUAUUACCGUCACCAAGUUUAGUGAGGUCAAGAUUGGGCAUGGGUCUUAAAUGUUCUGGAAGUUCAUCAGGCUCCAGAGGUUCUUCGUCUU